Mycena indigotica is the source of this 543-nucleotide messenger RNA. Its product is annotated as Methyltransf-25 domain-containing protein. NCBI's taxonomy places the organism in Eukaryota, Fungi, Basidiomycota, Agaricomycetes, Agaricales, Mycenaceae. The record is from RefSeq and is a predicted model, not a curated record. The transcript has 5 exons. Bases 1 to 543 code for a protein of 180 amino acids.
AUGGCCUCUUCUCACAACCACCCCCACCCGCAUCACGCCCAUGGGCACGACUACGCUUCUGCUAAUCAGGCCUUCUUUGACCAGCAUGCUCACGAGGCUGACCAGCGUCAUGGGGCUGGGGAAUUAGCAAAAGACAUCCGAGACGCCAUCCUUCAAGCCUAUAAGUUCGACGAUCAAUCCACAACCUUGCUUGAUUUCGCGUGUGGAACUGGGAUCGUCUCCCUCGGCCUCGCUGAACGCUGCAAGAAGGUUGUUGGCGUUGAUAUUAGCCAGGGUAUGGUAGACCAGUACAACAAGAAUGCAGCGGAAAGAGAUAUUUCCUCCCAAGCCUUGCGCAUCGAACUCAAGGGUGAAGACAGUGAGCUAGACGGAACCAAGUUCGAUGUUGUUAUGUGUUCGCUCGCAUACCAUCAUAUCCAAGACAUUGUCAGCACCACUCGUUUGCUUUCCUUCUUCUUGAAACCUGUUCCCUGCCGAUGUCGCCAAAGCGAUGAUUGCACAUACCCAUGGAGUGUCACAAGUGGCGAUUCGGGAGGCGUAUGA